AGAGAGGAUAUGGAACCCUGUCCCAAUGCUGCUACAGGAUACAGACCAGCCUGCUUAUCUGAGCCAUCUGAGGACCUCUGCUCCACCAGAACAGGUCAGCAGUGUGCCUCUUUUCCAGACGUGCAGUGAGUGUAUGUACGGUCAGAUCAGAUACCUUCACUUAAGGGGAGCUGAUGGGGAGGGUUGCGUUGCUUUGUACCAUGGCAUUGGACUGUGCAGCGCUGUGGCAGUGUCCAAUUCUGUACUUUUGUGUUCCCAAGGCAAAGUAGCAGGCUACUCUCCAAACACAAUGAAGCGCUGCUUUAGGUCAGAUAGACAUCAACCAGCCCAGGCUUCAAAAAGAAGCUGAUCAGAACAUCCGUCCAAACAUGCACAUGUUCAUCUUGUUCUUACGUAGUUACUAGGUCACUAUUUGAUACCAGGUUCAGAUCAAACUAGCAAACUUGGCUAUUAAUGCUCUUACAUAGUCCAAAACACCAGUACCUUAAAGUGCCCUUCUCUGACCCGGCUGUCUCCAGAAGUACCAGACUAAAAUACACAUUGUCCCCAGCCACCACCAGUGCACUGACUGGUGGCUAUGUGAUAUGUUGUUCUCCAUGCCUAGAGGCUGGCAGGUUGGCAAAGUCUUCCUCAAGAGUCAUCAAGCCCCCUAGAAACCCAUUAGCAAAUACAAUCUAUCAAACUGAAAGCAAGCAACCUAUCACCAUCACCUUGGCCUUCCCAACCUCACAAUACUACCCAGUACACCUCACAAUCGCCUUGGGUGUAUAGCUGUUGUAUAAAGUCCAUCACAUCUCAGUCUCCUUUCAAGAGAGGAGAGCUCUCAAGAGAUCACAUAUAUUGUCCACUCUCUGUUGAUCACUGCUAACCUUUUCUAAGUCUUUUCCCUAUCUGUAUCCUUCCUUCCCCCCCCCCCACACACAAACACUUUUGCUGAACAAGAUGAGGAACCUACUGGAUUUUGAAGCAAAUUUUAUAAGACUGCUUGACAAAAUAACCAAUGGCUCCCGGAUUGAAAUAAACCAAACAGGUACUUCUUUAUACUACCAGCCUGGCCUGCUUUAUGGGGGCUCACUGGAACACGAUUGCAGCCUAAGUCGUAGUAUUGGGUAUUAUUUGGAAAGCCUGCUCUGCUUGGCACCAUUCAUGAAGCACUCAUUAAGAAUUGUUCUCCGGGGUGUAACCAAUGAUCAGGUAGAUCCUUCGGUGGAUGUUCUUAAGGCAACUGCUCUACCUUUAUUAAAAAGAUUUGGAAUUGAUGGUGAGCAUUUGGAAUUGAAGAUCACAAGGAGAGGUGUGCCCCCGAAAGGAGGUGGUGAAGUGAUAUUCUGUUGUCCUGUUAAGAAAGCUUUAAAGCCUAUUCAGUACAUUGACCCUGGCAAAAUUAAGCGGAUCCGAGGGAUGGCUUAUUCUGUCAGAGUGUCCCCUCAGAUAGCAAACCGAAUUGUGGAUGCUGCAAGAAGCAUUCUGAAUAAAUUUCUGCCAGAUAUUUACAUUUAUACGGACCAUAUGAAAGGGGCCAGCUCUGGGAAGUCUCCAGGUUUUGGGCUAUCCCUUGUGGCAGAAACUACAUGCGGCACUUUCCUCAGUGCUGAACUGGCCUCUAAUCCCCAGGGUCAAGGGGUGGCUGUGCUUCCAGAAGAGCUUGGCACAAACUGUGCAAAGCUACUACUUGAGGAGAUUUACAGAGGAGGCUGUGUGGAUUCAGCAAACCAAAGCCUGGUCUUGCUGCUAAUGACCCUUGGACAGCAGGAUGUUUCCAAAGUCCUGUUAGGACCAUUGUCACCAUACACAAUUGAGUUUCUGCGACACUUGAGGGACUAUUUCCAGGUUAUGUUUAAAAUUGAAACCAAAUCAUCAGCAGAAGAAUGCAAAGGCGGAGAAAAAGUCUUAAUGACGUGUGUUGGCAUUGGAUUUUCCAACCUUAGCAAGACUGUAAAAUGAAGCUGUUUCGGUGGAAUUUCAAUAAAAUGCAUUGUUUGGUUACGUAGGAGAAAAUGUGUUACAAAAUUUUCAUGCAA
This is a messenger RNA of Pogona vitticeps (central bearded dragon), 2021 nucleotides long. NCBI's taxonomy places the organism in Eukaryota, Metazoa, Chordata, Lepidosauria, Squamata, Agamidae. The record is from RefSeq and is a predicted model, not a curated record.